Trifolium pratense (red clover) is the source of this 617-nucleotide messenger RNA. RefSeq names its product agamous-like MADS-box protein MADS9. NCBI's taxonomy places the organism in Eukaryota, Viridiplantae, Streptophyta, Magnoliopsida, Fabales, Fabaceae. The transcript has a single exon. The coding region runs from base 33 to 617 and encodes 194 amino acids. The record is from RefSeq and is a predicted model, not a curated record. Gene Ontology annotation, cellular component: nucleus. Gene Ontology annotation, molecular function: RNA polymerase II cis-regulatory region sequence-specific DNA binding; DNA-binding transcription factor activity, RNA polymerase II-specific; protein dimerization activity. Gene Ontology annotation, biological process: positive regulation of transcription by RNA polymerase II.
UUGUCAAUUUCAUUCACAUAGAUUUAAUAUUCAUGCAAAGCCAAAAACAAGAGAAGAAGAAGAAGAUGGGGAGGGGUAAGAUUGAGAUAAAAAGGAUUGAAAAAUCAAGCAACAGGCAAGUUACUUUUUCAAAGAGGAAGAAUGGAAUCCUUAAGAAGGCAAAAGAAAUAAGUAUUCUUUGUGAUUCUCAAGUUUCCCUUAUUCUCUCUGGUGAAUCUGGAAAGAUCCAUGAAUACAUCAGUCCCUCCACAACAUUGAUUGAUGUCCUAGACAGAUACCAGAGAGACUCAGGGAAAACACUGUGGGAUGCUGAGCAUGAGAGUCUUAGCAAUGAAAUUGAUAGAAUAAAAAAGGAGAAUGAAAGCAUGGAAAUUCAACUGAGGCACUUGAAGGGAGAGAACAUUACCUCAUUGAAGUUCAAAGAGCUUAUGGACCUUGAGAGUGCCCUUGAAAAUGGCCUUACCUGUGUUGGCGACAAAAAGAUGGAAGUGUAUAGGAUGUUAAAGAGAAAUGGUGAGAUUUUGGAGGAACAAAAUAAGGAACUAGAUUUGCUUCUGCAACAGCAUAUGGCAGUGGAAGAUGUGGGAAACAUGCAUGAUGCAUCAGAUUAUAAGUGA